UUUAGUACAUCCCCUCCAGAGGAGAGCUGCAUCUGAAGAAGAGGACUGUGAUUCUCAAAAGGAGAGAGAGAGAUGGAGUGGUCAUUUAACUGGAAACAUGUUUGUGACCUGUUGUUGCAAAUCUAAAGGGAAAGCAGAAAACGAAAUACACGGCAAGAAAAUUAACAUUGUGUCCUGAAGUAUCAAAUACUCUUACACAUCUCUACGUAGGAAAUCAUAUGAGGAAACGUGCUGGCUAAUUCCAGUUCCGAUAAUUUCCAACCAAUUACUUUUGGAGGAUAUAAUGGCUCCUUCCUCUAUGCAGAGUGUAUCAUAAGGAAAACUGGAUUAGAUCUAGAGGAAGGUGGGAGUGAAAACUGGUGGAAGGAACAUGAACAAUUUGAGAUGCUGAUACCACCACGUUGCUGGCAGAAAAUAGUGAAGACUUGAAAUGAUUACUGAUGAAUGUAAAAGAGAAAGCGCCAAAGGAUUACCGUUGAACAUCAAGAAGACAAAAGUAAUGACUACUGAAGAAUUACACAAUUUUAAAGUUGACAAUGAGGACAUUGAAAUUGCUCACGAUUUUCUAUUCCUUGGCUCAAUCAUCAACCAAAAGGGAGACUGCAAUGAAGAAAUCAGAAGAAGAUUGAGACUUGGAAGAGCAGCUGUGAGGGAGCUAAAUAAGAUCCUUAAAGAUAAAGAUGUCUCUCUGGGAUCCAAGAUCAAGAUAAUCCAAACUAUGGAAUUCCCCAUUACUAUGUAUGGAUGUGGGACGGUGAAGAAAGUUGACAGAAAGAAAAUUGUUUCAUUUGAAAUGUGGUGCUGGAGGAGAAUUUUGCAGGUACCAUGGACUGCCAAAAAUACAAAUAAGGAUAGAAAGAGGCACAAACUGAAAUUUGUGCCUCCAAAUGAUAAACAGGAGGCACAAGCUGGAAUUUGUCCUCUGUUAGAGUGCCGGUCCGUCCAGCCCAUCAGUGGCUCCUCUGACUUCCAACGAGGCAUCUGUCUCUUUCCACAGCAGACCAAAGUUCCCUUGAGGUCCUUCUGCCCGGAGAAACCAAGGAGCAAGCCUGAGAGGAGAAGGAACCCAAGGAGUAGGAAAUGGCUGGAUGUUUCCUGUGCUUGCUGUAUCCUGGAAUGUGAUUCUUCUCUCUUCCCCCACGCCAUGUGCUUCUGCACUGCAUAUCUGGAGGAGGAUGCAAAGUUACUGAGCAUCUUGAACUUCAGUGGCAGAGCUCUUCGUGAAAAGAAUCCAGUCCCCAAGCAAGGAAGACAAACUGGCUGAGCAGGUGCUUUGGUGGAGCAGGUGGGACUGGUCUGGUCAUCCAAAAGGCACAGACGAGAGAGAGAGAUUGGCAGAAGAGGGACACUCUCAAGAAGGCCAGAGGUCCCUGGAUCUUGGGCAGAGUCAUGGGAAGUACCGCAAGCAGAGAAGACUUCGAAUGGGUCUACACGGAUCAACCUCACACGGAGAGAAGGAAAGAGAUCCUGGCCAAAUAUCCCGAGAUAAAGAAGUUGAUGGGCCCUGACUCCAACUUCAAAUGGGUGGUGACCCUCAUGGUUCUGUCUCAGCUGGUAGCUUGCUACCUGGUGAAAGACUUGCCAUGGAAGUGGGUCUUCUUCUGGGCCUUCGUUUUUGGGAGCUACGUCAACCACGCCAUGACCCUGGCCAUCCAUGACAUUUCUCACAAUGUGGCCUUUGGCAACAAGAAAGCCAUAUGGAACCGCUACUUCGGUAUGUUUGCCAAUCUGCCUAUCGGCAUCCCAGUCGCCUCUUCUUUCAAGAAGUACCACGUUGACCACCACCGUUACCUGGGUGGGGAUGGGUUGGAUACAGACGUCCCCACCAGUCUGGAGUGCCGCCUCUUCAACACUCCCCUGAGAAGGUUUCUCUGGCUCUUCCUGCAGCCAAUAUUCUAUGGCUUGAGACCUUUCUGCGUGAGUCCCAAGCCAAUCACCCAAAUGGAACUCAUCAACUUUGUUGUCCAGUUGACCUAUGAUCUUCUCAUCUAUAACUUUAUGGGAGUCAAAUCUGUGGCCUAUAUGCUUGCUGGCACCCUUCUGACCACCGGCUUCAACCUCGUCACAGGCCACUUUAUCGCGGAGCACUACAUGUACGCCAAAGGUUAUGACACCGUCUCCUAUUACGGGCCUUUGAACUGGAUUACCUUCAAUGUGGGUUACCAUAUGGAACAUCAUGAUUUCCCCAGCAUCCCAGGAAGCAAACUACCACUGGUGAAGAAGAUUGCCCCUGAAUAUUACAACAACCUUCCCUAUCACUUCUCCUGGGGCAUUGUUCUUUGGGACUUUGUCUUCAAACAGGAGCUGGGGCUUUUCGCCCGCGUCAAGAGAAAAUACAAGACCAGGGACAACUUGUGAAACAGGAAGAUGUCGAGGGCUGUCCUUCUUCCCACCUUGCAAACGCUUCAGUUCUGAACACACACACACACACACAUCUGACACGUUGUCAGAGAGGCGGAGGAGAGGGAAGAACUAUUAACACAUCUCUUGAAACUAAAUCAAAUGACUUUUUUUUUAGAAAAAAGGAUGAGCCUCAAAGUUUCUUAGAUACGAUGGCCCAAAUGACUUGGGCAAUGGUUAGAAGCCCAUUUUAGUUUCAGUAGGACAUUCUGCUCAGUAAAUCCAACAAAAUGGCGGCAGUAGCUUGAGAAUUGCCCUGGGUUCAUUUAUCCAUACCAGACAAUGGUCAGUGAAUGUGCGGGUCAUGCAGAAGGAGAAACCUUUCAAAGCAUGCCCUCAGAGGCACAGAAUACUCCAUAUGGAGCAGCAGAAAUGAGGAAAUAUACCCCCACACUGGUUUUGCUUAGGGAAAAUGGCUUUGGGGGAGGCAAGAGCCCUCCCUCCCCCUGUGGUGGCAUUCCAAGCCCAUUUGGGCUUUCUUUUUUAAAAAGAAGUAAUGUCCUGCAGCUGCUGUGUGACAGUGGGAGACACAAGUUGGGAGACACAAGUUGACUCUGUGGUGAACUCAUACAAAAGGUAAUGUUUAGUUUGGGUGUCAGUAGACUUCAGUAGAAUUCUGAGUAAACCAGUUUAGGAUUGCUCUGUAAAAGACAUUGACUGAGUUCAGACGUUGUGCAAAACCACGGUUUAAUUAAAUUAAUGGUUAAUAUAAUUGUCUGAAUGUAGGUCACUCUAUUACUUGUGGUUAGUUACAGUCCCAAAUCAGGAUCUUAAGUUGGUUUAUUAAUCACAAUUAAUGUUGACUACGGUUUUGCUUAAUGUUGGAAUGCAAUCUUGGAUUGUCUCUGGCAAAAACAUUUCAGGCUACAGAGAGAAGGCAAUUUUUCAAAGGCAGCUGGGAUAUGAGUGAUCGUCUGGCAUGAAAGACAUCUUCUCAGCAGAGCAUUUGUGACCCUCUAGGGUAGAGAUGUUUGUGUCACCACAGAAGUUUUUUUCUUGUGUCAGCAGACACAUCUCUUCAGCCAGGCCCCCUUGGCACUUGUGUAGCUGAAGAGGGGGAAAUCUGUAAAGCAACCUUUCCUUUCCUAUAUUUGCAGCAAACAAAGUCAUAAAUUAACGUAUGUGUAGUUACAUCGUUCUAAAGGCAUUGACAUCAGUGGGCUUAGAAGAGUGCUUAGAAUUGCACUGUAAAUGGCAGAGAGUGGAAUGGGACAGAACAUGCGCUGAGGCGGGUGCUCAGUCUGUCUUUUGGCCGUGCUGAGCCUGACUGGCCUUCUAGCUCAGGAGGAAGGAGGUUAGUUUGUUGUAGCAAAAAUAAACUAGAGUCUUCGGCACCUUCAGUCUUUCCCCCCCAGUGUAAGAUUUUGUGGGCUGGAGCUCACUUCGCCAGAUGCAUCUAUCAAAAUGGGCUCUGCUCCACAGAAGUGUGUGCCAACAUGAAAUCUUGUUAGUCGAAGGUGCUGCAAGACUCCUGUUUCUGUCCAGUGUGUGUGCCCUUAGGCAGCAUGGGACUGGCGCCUGUUUGUUUUAAACUGGCUUUGCUCCCGUAACCACAAUCCCGAGGCACAUGAAUUUCACAAGCAAAGCUUUUUCUGACCUCCUGUCUCCAUUCUGGAAAAGGCUUCACCUGCUUAAUUUCAGCAUUGCAAGGUUGUUGUUGAAGAUGCAGAACUAGAGACAAUUUAUAAAGCUGUGCUUUCCAUGGUCAUAGAUCCAGAGGAGUUAGCCGUGUUAGUCUGUAGUUGCAAAAUAGUAAAGAGUCCAGUAGCACUUUUAAGACUAACCCACUUUACUGUAGCAUAAGCUGACGAUGCAUCUGACGAAGAGAGCUGUGGUUCUCAAACGCUUAUGCUACAGUAAAGUUGGCUAGUCUUAAAGGUGCUACUGGACUCUUUACUAUUUUAUAAUGCUGGCAACUGUAGGACUGGACCAGAUUAAGACUAUGGGGGGGGGGUUUAAAACAUAGUAACCCCUGCCCCCAAGAAAUCAUACGAGGUGCUCACUUGCAAAGGCCUCCCUUGAGGAAGCUGAUACACAAUAACAUUCGAUAAUAAUAACAUUUGAUGUAUAUACCGCCCUUCAGGAUGACUUAACACCCACUCAGAGCGGUUUACAAAGUAUGUUAUCAUUAUCCCCACAACAAAUCACACUGUGAGGUGGGUGGGGCUGAGAGAGCUCUGAGAAAGCUGUGACUGGCCCAAGGUCACCUAGCUGGCUACAAGUGGAGGAGUGGGGAAUCAAACCCAGUUCUUCAGAUUAGAGUCCUGUGCUCUUAACCACUACACCAAACUGGCUCUCAGCAGCUUCCCAUUCAGCGACUCACAACCUGAAUGCACCCAUGUUUCAGUCAGACAGUGAGUGCGUUGCACAAUGGUUACAGUAGUGCACAACUGAGGAGCUGACUUGAGAAAGUGAACCAAUUGGCACAUUGCAGGCAAACCCUGCCAGGCUCCCUGGUGAAUCUGACGUGAGCGGAAUUCUGCAGUUUUCCCCAUUUGGUGAUCAGGCAGACACUGAACCAGAUUGAGAGAAUCCGUCAUGGCCGGUUGUCCUAGAGUGCCAAGACGCACCCAGCCCUCCUGCUGCUGCUGUUUGUAGCUCUCAACCAAAAGGGGCUCAGAUCCUAAGGAGGGGGGGUGGGGUGGCGAUGUUGCACCUUCAUGCACAGACAAAGGCACAAGACCUCCCAUGUAAUCCCUCCAGGAUUUACGGGAAGGGAUCGAGGACACUUCGAUGGCCAGCUGCAUGCCAAGAGUUCGUGGGCCUCAAGCAACAUUCUUUGCAGAAGUCAAUGCUUCUCUGCGUGCUGUUGGGAUGGGUACCAUCCUGGCCUCAUUUCCAUUUAUUAUGUUCACUUUUAUAACCAAGCUGCAUUUCAACCUGCUGUGAACAGCUGUGAGGAACUUCUGGUGGAAAGCAGGAAAUAAAUAAAAUAAAAGAUUGAGUGGAGUGUAAAUUAUCUUGGACCUCUUUUCUAUUAUGUGAAUGUAUCGUUGGGUUUGAAUUUUUUUAAAAAAAAUAUUGGCAUGACCGAGCAAAGAAAUACAUUCUCUGCAAGGGCUACUGGGUUCGACGAGGGCCUGACAGGAUUCCGAGCCUCGUGCCAGAAGCUCACUGGAGCCCUUGGAUGAGGCCGUCCCCAACCUUUUUGAGUCUGUGGGCACAUGUUGGGGGUGUUGGAAUAGGCGACUCAGCCUGCCUUUGGACACUGGGGGGCGCUGCAUGUCUCUUUGAAUGUAAUGUAUAAGUCUAGCAAUCUCCCACUCUCUUGUCUAAGGUGGGAACGCCUCCUGACUCCUCCUCUCUUGCCUCUGUGCCUCUUGGGAGAUUUCACACCUUCCCUCAUGCUCUUCCAAGAGAAAAGAUGUGAAGCCACCACGCUCCUCAUGGAGCCCUUCUCUUUGUCCACAAACCCGCACCUACAACCUCGCUGCCUAGUUUCAGGCCGUGGCAUUAGACUAGAGAAUGUAACUCUUUAGAUUAGGAUCUUUUCCUUAUUAUUACCAGAAGAUAUUGCUAUGGAAGAAAUCUGCUACAAUAAACUGUAAGUUCUGUCUUUCUA
This is a messenger RNA of Eublepharis macularius, 5962 nucleotides long. RefSeq names its product sphingolipid delta(4)-desaturase/C4-monooxygenase DES2-like. Gene Ontology annotation, molecular function: sphingolipid delta-4 desaturase activity. Gene Ontology annotation, cellular component: membrane. Gene Ontology annotation, biological process: ceramide biosynthetic process; sphinganine metabolic process. The transcript is spliced from 6 exons. Bases 1390 to 2358 code for a protein of 322 amino acids. The record is from RefSeq and is a predicted model, not a curated record. Lineage: Eukaryota; Metazoa; Chordata; Lepidosauria; Squamata; Eublepharidae.